UCGGGUAAUUUAAACGUACCGUAGAGAACCAGUAUAAUCAUGGCGACUGAGAGCUCAACCGAUGGAGUGGGAAGCUAUUUGCACUUCAUAUUUCCACAACCAUGCUAUGACGAAUAUUUUUUGAAGCUCAAUUUCUUUCACGUCCAAUGUUUCAAUGUUGUCCUCAGUAAGGCUUUGGGUUAUGGAAUUAUCCUUGGCGCUGUUUUAGUAAAACUGCCCCAGAUUAUGAAGAUAGUGAGUGCUGGCAGUGGGAAAGGAAUCAGCCUGGUAGCUGUUAUGUGCGAGUUAUUUGCCAUCUCAGCAACUACUACAUAUGGAUUUGCCAUGAGCUUCCCAUUCAGUGCCUAUGGGGAGGGCCUUUUCCUGACCAUACAGACAAGUCUAAUUGCCUUUCUUAUUCUGUUCUUUGGUGGUAAUGCAGUUGGAGCUUUUAUGUUCGGAGCACUGUAUACAGGCAUUAUGGGAUAUCUUCUAUCUGGACUUUGUCCAAUAGCUGUACUCAGCGCUUUACAGAGUAUCAACAUACCUAUAGUUAUUUUAAGCAAGAUGCUACAGGCAGUGACUAACUACCGCAAUGGGGGUACAGGUCAGCUCUCGGCUGUUACAGUCUUCCUGCUGUUUGCUGGGUCAUUGGCAAGAAUCUUCACCUCCAUACAUGAGACAGGAGACAACCUGGUCAUUGUGACAUUUAUUGUUUCAACAGUAUUCAAUGGCUUAAUUUUUUCACAGAUUCUUUACUAUUGGAAUUCCAAAUCAAAGAAGGACUGAUAUUAAUGCAUUCCUAUUUUAUAACACAACAUAUAUGAUUACAAACUGGACAAAGUAUUGUACCAUUGCCAUAUCAGAAAAUAAAUUUAUACAAUCUUGA
Messenger RNA from Magallana angulata, 868 nucleotides. RefSeq names its product mannose-P-dolichol utilization defect 1 protein-like. NCBI's taxonomy places the organism in Eukaryota, Metazoa, Mollusca, Bivalvia, Ostreida, Ostreidae. Gene Ontology annotation, biological process: oligosaccharide biosynthetic process. The coding region runs from base 40 to 768 and encodes 242 amino acids. The record is from RefSeq and is a predicted model, not a curated record. The transcript has 5 exons.